Astrephomene gubernaculifera is the source of this 358-nucleotide messenger RNA. The record is from the annotation of a GenBank genome assembly. Lineage: Eukaryota; Viridiplantae; Chlorophyta; Chlorophyceae; Chlamydomonadales; Astrephomenaceae.
GGCAAGUGUGUCGAUUCACGUCAUUGGGAAACGCUUGUUUAGCUAUCAACCUUGCAUGUUCCUCUUUCCUGUACAGCGCUACCGUGGGCACGAGUGGUGCACAUACCAGUGCAACGAGCACAUGUUCCUGACAAUGCUCCUCCGGGUGUACCACAACGUGCAUUCGCCCCCCGAGCCCAUCAUCAGCCGCAGCAACAGUGCCCCGGCUGACAUCAAGCGCCCGCGCGAUGAGGAGCCUGGCGGUGGCGAGGGCACCUCCAAUGGUUCCGGCGGCGAGGGUGGCAUCGAUGGCGAGGGCGGCUUCGUCACCGGCCAUUAACGUGGUACUGGAGGACAGCGAUGUGGAGAUUAUCGAGUA